Vigna radiata var. radiata (mung bean) is the source of this 783-nucleotide messenger RNA. Its product is annotated as 1,4-dihydroxy-2-naphthoyl-CoA thioesterase 1. NCBI's taxonomy places the organism in Eukaryota, Viridiplantae, Streptophyta, Magnoliopsida, Fabales, Fabaceae. The record is from RefSeq and is a predicted model, not a curated record. Gene Ontology annotation, cellular component: peroxisome. Gene Ontology annotation, molecular function: 1,4-dihydroxy-2-naphthoyl-CoA thioesterase activity. Gene Ontology annotation, biological process: phylloquinone biosynthetic process. The transcript is spliced from 3 exons. Bases 167 to 643 code for a protein of 158 amino acids.
UGAACAAAGUCUCUCACCUACCACCAACUCUCGUUCGUCCAAUUCAUGGUAUAAAAAAGAACAAAGACUUCCUUGUCAUCUUUGUCCCAAUUAUUCUUUCUCAUGACAACUUCUUCAUCAUAGUUUAUUCCAACCAAAACCAUUUUUCAUCAAACUGCUCUGAUAAAUGGAAAACCAGCACCAAUCAUCAAAAACUUCUGAAGUAGAUGCUCCUCUCCAUUCAAUUGGAUUUCAGAUUCAAGAUUUGUCUCCGAAAAGGGUAUCUGGCUAUCUCCCCGUUACACAAAAGUGCUGCCAGCCCUUCAAGGUGCUGCACGGAGGGGUGUCGGCAUUGGUGGCAGAGGCUCUUGCGAGCAUAGGUGCCCACAUGGCUUGUGGUUACAAAAGAGUGGCUGGGAUUCAGCUGAGCAUCAACCAUUUGAAAAGUGCUGUGCUUGGUGACUUGGUCUAUGCAGAAGCUACCCCUGUAAAUGUUGGCAAAACCAUUCAGGUAUGGGAGGUGAGAAUGUGGAAGGUUGAUCCUUCAGACAAAGAAAAGAGAUCUCUGACAUCAUCGUCAAGGGUUACUCUACUGGCCAACAUGCCUGUCCCAGACAAUGCAAAAGAUGCAGCAGAAACACUGAGGAAGCAUGCUAGACUGUGAAUAUUUUUCCUUCUGCAUAACCAAAACUUUCUUCCUUCCUCGAGGAAAGGAUUGUUUUGAGUGCUUCAAAAUGUAAACCAAUGUAAUAAUUUAAUUUCUUGUAAUUAUAAACGGAUUAAUAUAUAUGCGAUGUUUUUUAA